GCAGGCUGCACCUUCCCGCCGCGAUGAACGCGAGCACCUCUCCGCUCAACGAGUCCCGGGUGGCGGCGGGAGCGGCGGCGGCCACCGCGGCGGGGGCGCGGGACAGCGGCGACUGGGGGGCCCCUGCGACGGCGGCGCUGGGGGGCCCCGGGGCAGCUAACGCGUCCCUGGAGCUGGCUUCCCAGCUGGCGGCCGCACCGCCGGGGCCGCUUCUGUCCGCUGUGAACCCGUGGGACGUGCUGCUGUGCGCGUCCGGCACGGUGACCGCAGGCGAGAAUGCGCUGGUCGUGGCGCUCAUCGCGUCCACCCCGGCGCUGCGCACGCCCAUGUUCGCGCUGGUGGGCAGCCUGGCCACCGCCGACCUGCUGGCGGGCUGCGGCCUCGUCCUGCACUUCGUGUUCCGGUACGUGGUCCCCUCGGAGACCGCGCGCCUCCUCACCGUGGGCUUGCUCGUGGCCUCCUUCGCCGCCUCGGUCAGCAGCCUGCUGGCCAUCACGGUGGACCGGUACCUGGCGCUCUACAACGCGCUCACCUACUACUCGCGCCGCACGCUGCUGGGCGUGCAUCUCCUGCUCGCCGCCGCCUGGGCGGCGUCCCUCGGCCUCGGGCUGCUGCCGGUGCUCGGCUGGAACUGCCUGGCGCAGCGCGCCGCCUGCAGCGUGGUGCACCCGCUGACCCGCAGCCACGUGGCGCUGCUCUCGGCCGCCUUCUUCGCGGUCUUCGGCGUCAUGCUGCACCUGUACGUGCGCAUCUGCCAGGUGGUCCGGCGCCACGCGCACCAGAUCGCGCUGCAGCAGCACGGCCUGGCGCCGCCGCACCUCGCCGCCACCAGAAAGGGGGUGGGCACGCUGGCCGCGGUGCUGGGCGCUUUCGGCGCCAGCUGGCUGCCCUUCGCCAUCUACUGCGUGGUGGGCAGCCGCGAGGACCCGGCCGUCUACACCUACGCCACCCUCCUGCCCGCUACCUACAACUCCAUGAUCAACCCUGUCAUCUACGCCUUCCGCAACCAGGAGAUCCAGCGCGCUCUGUGGCUCCUGCUCUGCGGCUGUUUCCAGGCCAAAGCGCCCUUCCGUUCCAGGUCGCCCAGCGAGGUCUGAAGGCUCCCGCCCUCCUCUCGCCAACACCAGGGCCCCGGCAGGCCAGCCUCGGCGAGCUUCUCGGGCCCUGCUGGCGAACUCCGAGACCCCGAGGGCGUGAUCUGACUCGGGACA
This is a messenger RNA of Manis pentadactyla (Chinese pangolin), 1211 nucleotides long. RefSeq names its product G protein-coupled receptor 6 (gene GPR6). The record is from RefSeq and is a predicted model, not a curated record. Gene Ontology annotation, cellular component: membrane. Gene Ontology annotation, molecular function: sphingosine-1-phosphate receptor activity. Gene Ontology annotation, biological process: G protein-coupled receptor signaling pathway. The transcript has a single exon. NCBI's taxonomy places the organism in Eukaryota, Metazoa, Chordata, Mammalia, Pholidota, Manidae. The coding region runs from base 24 to 1097 and encodes 357 amino acids.